GAGGGUAACAUUGAAAAAAUGGCUGAUUUGUUGGUUUGGCGAAACCUCUUCAACUCUAUAUUUGUUUAGUGCUAACGUGUGGAUUAUUUUAAUUGAUUUAGUAUUGUAAUCAUGUCAUUUUCGGAUUUAUAUGCUAAAUAUAAUUGCAAUUACUGUCAAGAAGAAAUAAAUGGAAUUCGUAUAAGAUGUGCUGAGUGUAUAGAUUUUGAUAUCUGCUUGCAGUGUUUUUCUCUCGGUGCUGAAAUAGGUUCCCACAAAAAUGAUCAUUCAUAUCAGUUUAUGGACUCUGGUGCCUUUGGUAUAUUUUUGGGACGUAAUAGUUGGUCCGCAAAUGAAGAAGUGAGACUUUUAGAUGCUAUUGAACAAUUUGGUUUUGGAAACUGGGAAGACAUAGCUAAACAUAUUGAAACACGAACGCCUGAAGAGGCAAAAGAUGAAUAUAUCACAAGAUAUUUGGAAGGUUGUAUUGGACGAGCUACAUGGGGCACUGUGGAGAGUACAUCCCGGCCAUCAUUACAUUGUGCUGACAGAGAUGAAGGACCACUUGGCCCAAGUGCAGUGUCACGUCUUCCACCCCUUGCGAUUACUGCUGAUGAAGCUACACAACUAGGUUAUAUGUCUAACAGAGAUGAUUUUGAAAGAGAACAUGAUCAUGAAGCAGAACAGCUGAUAUCUGCUUUGUCUCUCAACUCUGAGGAUGAUGAACUAGAUGUUGCUUUAAAACUCUCACAAGUGGACAUUUAUACGAGGCGUCUCAGAGAGAGGACGAGAAGAAAAAGACUAGUUCGUGAUUAUCAACUAGUUUCUUCGUUUUUUAACAAUCAGAGAAACAAACAGAGAACGUUAGGGAAACUUGCCAAAGAGAAAAAGGAAUUCACGGAGCGGCUGCGCUGGACGGCGCAGUUCUACGGGCGCGCGGAGCAGGCGGGCGUGGUGGCGGGGCUGUGGCGCGAGCGCGAGCUGCGCGUGCGGCUGGCCGAGCUGCACCGCUACCGGCUGGCCGGCGUCACGCGCCUCGAGGAGUGCGCGCACUACGAGCAGCACGCCGCGCAGCGCAAGCACCCGCACGCGCACCUGCUGCACGUGAGGCCCCGCCCGCUGGGCAGCAGUGGGUGCCUGGACACCAAUCAGACAAAAGAGCAAACGCAGACCAGCACGCAGCAGCAAAGAAAAAGAGAAGGAGAAAGCGGCUCAAGUUCCACCAGCCCAAGGUCCACACGGGACGGAAGUAUCGCAUGUGGAUGCUCCAAAAAGAGCUCAUGCAACAACAGCAACGGCGGAUGCUCGAGGCAUCUGCUGACCAAUAACGAAAUUCAGCUAUGUACUUCGCUGAGUCUAGCACCAGCGCAAUACGUGACCAUUAAGGGAGUGCUACUGAGGCGACCGCCCGCUCCCGACUCGGAAAUCGACCUCGCCAUCCACCACUACCUGCACGCCGCCGGCUGGAUACGUAACUAGCUUAUUGUACACCAGUUGUUUUCCGCGGUUUUGUCUGCGUAAAUCAGUACAGUAGAAUCUCGAUUAUCCGAAGCAAAUAUAACCAGGGGUAUUCUGUAUAUUCUGGAUAAUCGAUUUAAAAGUCUAAUCGAAUAAUAAUAAAAUUUUUAUAUUUCCUUUAUUAUGUAAAGCGUUUUACAUACGUCAUUUUGAUAAUACGAUAUAAAAAAAAAACUAGGAUCUAUAAAGAUAAUGGAUUACAUAAUACCAUUUUUAAAUCGGUAAUUAGAGCUGUGAAGAAUAAGUCCGGAUAAUCGAUCAUACGGAUAAUCGAACAUACGGAUAAUCGUUGUUCGGAUAAUCGAGAUUCUACUGCAUAUAAGUUAGGAUACAACCUACCCGUAUACCAAGUUUCAUUCAAAUCUCCUCAGCUGUUUAAGCGGGAUUGAGUAAAAUACAAUUUAACAUCUUUAUAAACUCACAUUUAUAAUGUUUGUAGGAUUAGGGUGAGUAUGGCCUCGAGUAUGAUUAUGUAACAUAAUGUUAACAAGUAACGAAGUAGCAUACCCUAGCGAGAUCACUUUGUUAACCCACCCUGUUACGAUUCUGAGAUAUACAUUACUGUAAAUGAUAAUGGCAAUUAUUUGAUAAAAUUUAGUUUUAUUAAUCUUUCGAUGCGAAUCCACGCUAAGGUUGUGACAGAUAUUAGAAUAAAUUUUGUAUUAUAUUGUAGCGAGGAAUUACAACAAAAAAGGUAACAGCCCCCUCUCCCCCGAGACAAGUAGCGAACGAAUUUAUCGGUAGAUAUAUUUUUGUUAUCGUACGUACUUGAAAGAGUAAGAUGCCAGGCAUUGCUGUCUCGUUCUCGUUAUAUAUCAUAUACGCGGCAGCGGUAACGUAUCGUUUGCUGUAGUCUUUCAAUAGAAUUUAAUAAAAUAAUUUUCCGUUUUUUUUUUUUGAAAUUAUCACAGAUACGCUAUAAAUGAAAUUAGUAAUAAAUUAACCAAAGGGAGACUUUGUACGAAGAAAGUCGUUUGCUUGGACACCUUUGUCCCAUUUUGAGUUUUUAUCGUGAAGCAGUUGUGUUUGCAUGGCUGUGUUUCGGUUUGAACGGUGGGAUAUGGCAGUGAAUUUACAGGGUACAGAGGAAUAACACCUCAGUCUGCAGGGAUGGCAACACAUGGGGAGUAUCAUGGGCGAAAUAGUAUACUUUGUUAAGUCCUUGGUACUGCUCAUGUCUAUAGGUGACGGUGACCACUUUCUAUUAGGUGAGCUGUCAGCUUUUACGCCAUUCUAAAUUGCAAAAAAAAAAAAUCGGAAAAUGGGAACAGUUAAUCAAUUUGUAAUUUGCAUUAUUGUUUUUUUUUAUACCACUGAGGUGGCAAACAAGCAUACGGCCCACCUGAUGGUAAGUGGUUACCGUAGCCUAUGAACACCUGCAAUACCAGAGGUAUUACGCGUGCGUUGCCGACCCUGAAGAAACCUCUUUACCCCCCUUUUGAAGACCUUUUUGGUUGAUAGCAGACUGUCUUAUGGUAUGGUCAAUUAUUCAUUUAUGUUUUUAUUAGUUCUAUUGAAAGACUAUACUUGACUACGGGGGCAGAAUAGUAUUGUAGUUAUUUAUUCAUGUAAUGUGCAUGUAGUGUGAUUGGUUGUACGCAGUGUUUAUCGUUUCAUUACAAAAUACUGAAAUAGUGAGAUAAUUUUUGUUUUAACAAGUCGAAAAGUGACUCCAAAACAUAGGUAUGAUGAUUAAAAGACUUAAAUUAAACAUUAAAGUAUAGAUGUAACAUUCUCAAAAUACAAACUGAAGCCAUUGUUUUGAGUAUUUGUGUUAGGAAAUAUUGUAUUUUUUUAAAUAUUUUAUUUAAAAAAAAAAUAUAUCAAUGUCCUUCAAAAUGAGACCAGGAAAUAAUAUUGAGAAUAAUGUUUUUUUUUUUUUUUUUUUAUUAAUGUAAGGUGUUUUUGAAACUAAUUGCUGGCAACACCAUGGCAUUAAAAAUAAUUGUUUUGAUUGGCAAAUAAUAAGCAUGGUUGUUGGCGCAAAUGUGUGUAUGAGCGAGUGUAUUUAUUUAAUUGAGCUUGGUUUUGUGGCGUCACUGUUAUUGUGCGCAGAGAUUCGUCUAUACUUUUUUGUUCGUGUGUAAAGAAAAAAUAUGUUUUAAACUACCAUAGAUAAAUGGAGUUUAAUAAGGUUUUAGAUAUUGGGUAUUAUUUAUUAAAUAGUUUUAUACUUUCCUUAUAAUUCAAAUGAAUAAUUGAGUAAUCGGGCAAUAAUAGUUAAUUAAUCAGUAAUAGUUGCUUAGUUUGUCAUAUAAAACAGCGUUAUAUUUUUUAAAUUGUAACAAAAUGAAAUGUUGUAUAAUAAUGUUGCCUCAACUAAGUCUUGGUCUAACAAUCAAACUAGUUCUAAUUGUAUUUUUUAGUAUAUGGAAAUGCAUUUUAAAAUAUUGUACCUUUUUCGUUCUAAAGGUCUAGCAGUACAUUAGAUAACUAAAUAAAAAAAAAAAAUCGAAUACGAAGUAUAUGCAUCAUCAGAUCUCUGAAGCACGUUACAGGUCGCAGAGCUUAAUAACGCUACUUCACAAAAAGUAACAAUAACUAAGAUUUAUGUAAAAUAGUAGUUAAAAGGAGUUAAACCUAGACUGACCUAAGUUCUGAAAGACUUUUGAACUGAACUUUAUGUAUGAGAUGAAUUAUAAGAAUGAAGGAAUGACGAAUUAAUAAGUUAAAGUUGAAGCAAGAUGUCUGUAAGGAUCGAGUCCUCUGGCCAUUUAUGGCUCGAUCAAUGAGACAGAUCAUACUUAUAAUGUAAAUGUUUAUAAGUAAUUGUUUAAAAGUAAAUGUAAAAUCUUCUAGCAAUUUAACAGAAAUAAGUUAAUUUACCUGAAUUUAUAUUUAUUAUUAUAAUUUACAAUUUAUUAUUAAUCGGUAUAAUGAAAAUAGUUUAUAAAAAUUGCUUACAGAGACUUUUUGGGGAAAAUGUUAAGUUUCAUUAAUAAAACAUUUCGAUUUGGAAAAUUAUUUUCUUAUUCUGAAAGGAUAUACUUACAGAUUGGUCCCAUGGAAAUUUGAUUAAAAAAUCUGUUUAGUUUUUUAGUUUUUAGAUCAAAUUAACUAAUUUUGUCACAAUUGAAGUUGGUUUCUUUUUGGGACACAAUCUUUAUAUAGUAGCAUAUUAUACUCGGGUAAAAUAUUCUAGGUCUGCUUUGUUCGAUGCGUUGUCACUGAGUCGAUAGUAAAAUAUCAGACUUUAAUGUUGCAUCAUUUAUAUUGUACUUGUAAUAAAGGCUGUGUUAGUAUUCUAUAUUACAUUUUAAAGAUUCUGUAUUAUAGAAUGUAUUUAAUGAAUUUUUAUGAAUAUGCAUGCAUAGCGUCAAGCGACGGCACGGGACUUAAGGUGAUAAAUUACCAGUCUUUCUGUCAUAUUAAUAAGGUUGAUUUUAAACAAACAUUGAUCAGUAGCAAUGGGCUUUAUAGUUAUUAAUAUAAAAAAAAAUUAAGUUUAUUGUCACGUUGUUCUUGAUAUUAUCUCCUAUCGUGCCGUGCUGACGGUGGACGUUAGUUCUAAAGGAGCGAAGGGAAUAGAGGGGAAUAUUUUAGUAUGUCGACGUCAACGGAACAAUGAAAAUCAAACUGUAAUCUAUUUCAUAAUUCAAGACAGUAAUACUUUAUUAAAAUUAUGUUUAAAACCAUAUCUAUAUGAGAAAGAUUGAUCUUGAGGUUACGUUCAGGCUCUAUAAUUGGAUUCUGAUAAAUAUCUUUCAGCCAAUUUAUUAAGAUAGAACAUUAUAUAUUUUUUAUAAUUUUCUAUGACUAUGUUCCGAGUUUAUACAAGACCGGUUUUAGAAGUUGUAGAGUAUGUAAAUUAAAAUAUAGCGGCCAACGCUUGAAAAAUGGAUUACUAUAUUCGAAUUGGAUAGCUUGAUGGGCAUAUAACGAAAUUCCGUUAAACAUAGCUCGUAAAGAAAUAUCUAAAUUAUCUAUGAUCGAUAGAUUAAUCGAUAUAUAGACCAUCAAUUAUCCUUUAAUUAUAAUAUUAAAGGAUGAUUCAAGGUCAUUGAUGUGUGUAGAACAAUAUUGAUAUGUCGACGUUGAUUGCAAUCUAUGCGCAAUAUAUGCCUGUGCAAACGAGGGACGUUUCGUCCGCGGAGGAUAAAGAUCGAUUGUUGAUAGAUCACUGAAAAAGAAGUUCAAAUACACCCUUUUUAAUGGGGUUCAGUUUUCCGCACCAAAUGUUAGUGGAAUUAAAAUAAUUACGAUACUUAGUGAGUGCGGCCAAUCGUUAAGAGUAGAACAUUCUUUUUUCCGUUGAUCGCAUUCAUGCACCAUACCGUCUGUUUUCGCUUACGAUGGUGUGGUGACAUGUCGUCCUUGUAAUAAUAAUAAUAAAGCAGAUAAUAGGGAAAUCCGUAAAAUAACACGUAAUUCAGUAUUUUUUUUACGAAACCGCGUCCUAGUACAUGUAAAAUUAUAUUAUGACGGGCAAAAUUAUACGAAGUCAAAAUAUUCGGCCUAAUCAAGAAAAUAAACACAAAAUCAUAUUUUUAUUUUUCCCCGUAAUUACCAUCAAUUUUUAUGCACUUUUGCCACCCUUUUCCAUCAAAGUAUUCCAACCGUUGAAAAAAAAAUUGUUACUUAGAAUCAAAAUACGCGUCUACUGCUACUUGGACCUCGUUGUUUGUCAAAAAUUUCUGAUAUCCCGAUUGCUUUUUUAGGUUAGAGAACAGAAAAGUCUGAUAGUGCUAUAUUAGAUGAAUCAAGCGGGUGCGGUAACAUUUUAAAGCCACAGUGAUAAAUUUGAGUCAUUGAUUGCACAGUUGUGUUAACAUGGGCAUUAUUGUGACGAAGCAGGACUUUUCGUAUGAGUAUUACUAGACAUUUUUCUUUUGUUUCCACGCCUGAAUGACGUAGUAAGGCGCAAUAGUAAUUGAAAUUUAUGGUCUUACCUUUUUGUAUAUUUGUAUAUAUGUAGAUAAUCAACUAUAAUCACAUUCUUCACACAGUCCUAGAAUACUGAAGUCAUCACCUUAUUUGCCAAGAAAAACGAUUUAACCUUUUUAAGAUAUGGUUAACUUUUUUUUUCCACUGUUUUGAUUUUUUUUUUAUUACCAGUGUACUGUGAUGAACCCAUGUUUCGUCCAUAGUAAUGAAACGAUUCUUGAAUUUAUCUGGUUCAUCUUUAAAUAGCUCCAAACAGACGCGUUAUAUAGUCGCAUUUUUUUUCUAUUGAAAGUAGCCGCAGGUACUACCUCGUUAAUACCUUAUAGAAAGUCGACUCGUUGAUUUCGAAUUCCUGUUUUGGAUUCCUUCAUAAGAGAUGACUAUAAUCUUGGCUAUCUAUCUAAUUUCUCACUCACUCCUGGUGUUGUAAACGUCCAUAGGCUAUAGUGACCGUUUAACAUCAGACUGGUUGUAUGCUUGUUUGUUAUCUUCGUGGUAUAAAAAUCCUCUAUGGUCUUCCAUGAUUAAAUCAAUAUCAAUAUUUACAUCAGAAGUGGCCGUCGAAGGCUUUCCAGAGCGGGGUUCGUUUUUCGCACUCGCUCUACCACGCUCCAAUUUAGUUUUUUAAAGGAUAAAUAUGACAGAUCGGAAUUCCCUAAUGUAUUGACUAUAUUCAUCUUGAAUGGUCUCUGGCGAUAACCUCUUUUUGCUUUCUUAUGAAGAUAUUUAAAAACAGCUCGCUGCUCAAUUUGUUUCAUUUGCGAAAAUUACGUUGAAAUGUUUGACAAAUAUAUUUAUAAAGUCACAACUAAUUAUAGCACACGUUUUGAACUUUGCACAGUUAACUAAACUGAACUAAAUAAUGGGUUAAUUUGGUCUUUCAAAAUUUCAAAACAGGCCGAGUAUUUUUUUUUAUCCACCUUCGUGUACACAGAUUCCACGUUUGCACAACGCUUUAAAGGGUGUUUGCCCUCAUAUUAAUGAAGAAACAAUGUGUAAUUCACUCUACAAUUCAGUCCCGCUCCAUUUAUUCUCGAACUGUUUGUACUGACCAUACCGAGAGUGGAGCGACAGCAAACCGAUACCGGCCUAUAUGGUCCGGCCUUAUGUGUAUUGAUUACAGACAAAUACACGGUUGUGUAUAUCUUUUUGUUUUCGUUUAAUUUGAUCUCUUAUAGUUUAAAUUGUCUGCAUUUGUAGUGUUUUAACAAUAAUAUGUAGAUAUGUUGUCUCAAGUUAUUUUUCUUGAUGGAAAUGAUUACAUUUGUAUGAAUGAGUUACGUGAUAAAAGUUUUUACUAUUUCUUUUAGCUUUUUAAGUUUUUGUCUAUUGAUUUUUUUUUUCAUUUUAUUGUAAGUGUAUGUAGCCAGCAUCUGAUAAAUUUUAUUAUAGAAAUGAUAAAUAUGUUUAAAGCAAUUGUUGUAUUAUUUAAUCACUUAUAUAUUGUAAUGCUGAACAUAUUUGUUAUUUCCAGAAAUUUUGUGUUUUGUGAAAUUAUUAUUUUAAAAUUUGUUAAAGUUAGAUUGUGACAACACUAUUUAUUGUUAUAUUUAGUAUGUUAGUACUUUCUUAGAGUAAACUCUUAUGAAAUUCUAUGCUUUUUAAUCCCAGGGUAUGUAGUUAGUAGCAUUAGAAAAAAUAAAUAAAGGCAUGGUAAUUUAAUGGGUAUUAAUAUGAAUUACGCAAACUGAUAGUAUUAAAUUCUUUCUAUGGCUUAUUUUUUAUGUUUCUUAUUUUUUAAUUCAAUAUGUAUUUUCUGGUAUUGUAAAAGUAACACUUAGGUGUGUUUACUUUUUGUGUUUAACUGUAGGUAUGUACGUAUAUAUUUGUAUAUAAACUGAUUAUUGGGAAUAAGGAAAUGGGCUCUUAAAGUUUAAUUUUUAGAUUUUUGUCAUCAAAUCUAACUUUAACUUUCUUAUAAUCGCCAAACGAAAUAUUGUAGUACCUAAUGUUAUAUAGCUAUAGUAUUUUAGCACAAAUGUAUAUAAAUAAAAUAUGAGAGUACAAUUAGUGAUUGUAAUUAUUGUUUAAUUUAAAUAACUUCAAUAAAAAUCUAUUUUAAU
Molecule: messenger RNA, 8444 nt
Organism: Galleria mellonella (greater wax moth)
Lineage: Eukaryota; Metazoa; Arthropoda; Insecta; Lepidoptera; Pyralidae
Gene: Ada2b
Product: transcriptional adapter 2B
Exons: 10
Coding region: 112-1458 (448 amino acids)
Biological process (GO): regulation of transcription by RNA polymerase II; chromatin remodeling
Cellular component (GO): nucleus; SAGA-type complex
Molecular function (GO): transcription coactivator activity; chromatin binding; zinc ion binding
Source: RefSeq, a predicted model, not a curated record